AUGAAUGAUGACUACGAGGCAGAUCCCUGGCUCUCCAACAAUUCCAGUGAUAACAGCCAGGAGCACAAACACUUCCUAAAGUUCAAGGAGAUCUUUCUGCCCUGCAUGUACCUGAUGGUGUUUGUCCUUGGACUAGUAGGGAACUCCUUGGUUCUGAUUAUAUACAUUUUCUACCAGAAACUGAAGAGUCUGACAGAUGUGUUCUUGGUGAACUUGCCCCUGGCUGACCUGGUAUUUGUCUGUACUCUGCCCUUUUGGGCCUAUGCAGGCACUUAUGAGUGGGUCUUCGGCACAGCCAUGUGCAAAACUCUUCGAGGCAUGUAUACAGUGAACUUCUACGUGUCCAUGCUCACUCUUACCUGCAUCACGGUGGAUCGUUUCAUUGUAGUGGUCCAGGCUACUAAGGCCUUUAACCAGCAGGCUAAGUGGAAGAUCUGGGGCCAGGUCACUUGCUUGCUCAUUUGGGUGGUCUCCCUGUUGGUCUCUUUGCCACAGAUCAUCUAUGGUAAUGUUGAACGUUUUGAUAAGCUUACCUGUCAGUACCACAAUGAGGCGAUUUCUACUGUGGUUCUUGCCACGCAGAUGACUCUGGGGUUCUUCUUGCCACUGCUCACUAUGAUUAUAUGCUACUCAGGCAUUAUCAAGACCUUGCUUCAUGCUCGAGGCUUCCAGAAGCACAAAUCUCUAAAGAUCAUCUUCGUUGUAGUGGCCAUGUUCCUGCUGACCCAGACACCCUUCAACCUUGCCAUGUUAAUCCAGAGCACAAGCUGGGAGCACUAUAUCAUCACCAGCUUUCAGUAUGCUAUCCUAGUGACAGAGGCUAUAGCAUACUUUCGGGCUUGCCUCAAUCCUGUACUCUAUGCCUUUGUUGGCUUAAAGUUCCGAAAGAACCUCUGGAAAUUUGCGAAGGACAUUGGCUGCCUCCCUUACUUGGGAGUCUCAAGUCAGUGGAAAUCUUCUGAGGACAGUUCCAAGACUUGUUCUGCCUCCCACAAUGUAGAGACCACCAGCAUGUUCCAAUUGCAGUAG
Onychomys torridus (southern grasshopper mouse) is the source of this 1029-nucleotide messenger RNA. RefSeq names its product C-X-C motif chemokine receptor 6 (gene Cxcr6). Gene Ontology annotation, cellular component: membrane. The record is from RefSeq and is a predicted model, not a curated record. Gene Ontology annotation, molecular function: C-X-C chemokine receptor activity; coreceptor activity. The transcript has a single exon. NCBI's taxonomy places the organism in Eukaryota, Metazoa, Chordata, Mammalia, Rodentia, Cricetidae. Gene Ontology annotation, biological process: G protein-coupled receptor signaling pathway; inflammatory response; immune response. Bases 1 to 1029 code for a protein of 342 amino acids.